AUGCUCGCACCAAGGACAGGGCGGCAAGCCCUGCAUAGGGCAGUCGGAACCUCUCCCUCCCAAACCGUCAUUCUUCCGGGUUUCCUUGUCCCCGCCGCCUUCCAGACCCCAACCAGGCGAAAUUUCUCGGCGACAACAGCCCGCCCUUCCAAGCUUGGCAGGACGCCGCUCUCAAUACCGCCGGGCGUAGAGCUUGCGAUUAGCGACCUGUUUAUCAAGAAGGAUAUGACGUCGUAUCUCAAGACGUACAAGAGGAAAAUUACAGUCAAAGGACCUCUGGGGCAAUUGGAGCUCGAGAUCCCCGACUACGUCAACAUCGAACACGAUGCCGCCGCGAAGAGGGUAGAGCUGAGCGUGAAGGACCGGGACCAGAGGAAUCAGAGGGAGAUGUGGGGAACCACAUGGUCGUACCUCAACAACUACAUUAUGGGUGUAUCAGAAGGGCACACGGCAGUCCUGCGCCUCGUCGGUAUCGGUUACAGAGCGACGGUCGAGCCGCGGCCCAAGCAGGAGGAAUACCCUGGCCAGCAAUUCGUCUGCCUGAAGCUGGGUUUCUCGCACCCGGUCGAGUUGGGCCUGCCCAAGGGCAUGAAGGCCAGCGCGCCGCAGCCGACAAGAGUGCUGCUAGAGGGCAUCGACAAAGAGCAGAUCAUGCAGUUCGCCGCCAACAUUCGCAAAUGGAGAGUGCCCGAGCCGUACAAGGGCAAGGGCAUCUUCAUCAACGACGAGACCAUCAAACUGAAGCAGAAGAAGAUUAAAUAG
This is a messenger RNA of Parathielavia appendiculata, 762 nucleotides long. RefSeq names its product mitochondrial 54S ribosomal protein YmL16. Gene Ontology annotation, biological process: translation. Bases 1 to 762 code for a protein of 253 amino acids. The transcript has 3 exons. Lineage: Eukaryota; Fungi; Ascomycota; Sordariomycetes; Sordariales; Chaetomiaceae. The record is from RefSeq and is a predicted model, not a curated record. Gene Ontology annotation, molecular function: structural constituent of ribosome; rRNA binding. Gene Ontology annotation, cellular component: ribosome; mitochondrial large ribosomal subunit.